Messenger RNA from Paramecium primaurelia, 771 nucleotides. NCBI's taxonomy places the organism in Eukaryota, Ciliophora, Oligohymenophorea, Peniculida, Parameciidae. The record is from the annotation of a GenBank genome assembly.
AUGAUGGAAUUGUAAUAUAAUUAGGAUGAUUUAAACAAUAUAUAGUUUGAUGGAUGUUAUAAAUGCUAAUAUAGUUGCUAAUUGGAAUGUUUACAAUGUGUGGAAAAUAAAUGUUAUUAGUGUUUUGAUGGUUGGAAGCUUAUUGAUUAUAGUUGUUAUCACUAUUUUGGAGAUGGUUAAGUAUCUUCAAUGGAACAAUUUGAUGAUGGAAAUUAUGAUAGUGGAGAUGGAUGUUUUGAAUGCAAAUAUCAAUGUAUUUAAUAUUGCAACACUUGUAUAAAUAAAAUACAUAUUAAAUUUGUGAAUAGUACUACGAAUUAUAUAAUUAUUAAUGUAAACCAAUAUGUAGAGAUGAACCUAUUGUUAUUGGAUUAGAAGAAUGUUUAGAUGGUAAUGAUUUUCCUUAUGAUGGUUGUUUUAAUUGUUAAUUUUAGUGUGGAGAAUAAUGUUAAACUUGUACUUUUGGAACAUGUUUAGAGUGCAUCAAAGGAUAUACAAUUAUAAAUUAUUAUUGCGAAGUUGAUAAUUAAACUCACACCUCUGUUGAAGAAGAUUAAGAAGUGUCAAAUAAAUGUGGAGAUGCUAUUUAUACUGAUAAUGAAAAAUGUGAUGAUGAUAAUGAAUUUGAUGGAGAUGGUUGUUCUAGUUUAUGUCUAAUUGAACCAAACUGGUAUUGUAACAAUUAUCCUAGAUAAUUAAGUAUUUUGCUCUUAUUAUACUGUUCUUAAAUUGUAAUAUGUUAAUUAGAUUUAAUCAAUUUAAUACGUUUGA